GCCGGGGAUCUCGGGAUCCUUCCUCACUGGACUAUGUUCUGGCGGAUUACCACAUGUGUGCGGGCAGUGGAUCGUGUGGACGGGGCUCUAGGGUCAGGAUGCUGCUAGGAUAAUGGCGAGAGACUGCACGGAGAGCCGCUUCAGGGAGGUGCUGGAGGGCUUCGGGGGUCCUCAGCAAGUCCUGCUGGUCGGGGAGCUGUGGGAGCGGGCGGAGAGCCGGGCUCUGCUGGAGAACUUUCUGCGGGAGCUCUUCCCGGCCGAGCUAGGGAACGGAGGAGAUAUAUUUACACAGGGGGCCUCACAGCAUGGAGCCCCGAAGCCUGACAACCACUGCAAGGGGGAGAAACCGGCACCAGACCGGCCGCAGCCUCCCCGCAACCGGACUGUUCACUUCGGGCUGGUAUUCUUCCUGUGCCGCCCGGAAUCGCUGGUACUCCCGGCAUCUCAGCGGCAGCUGCGGGAAAUACUGAGGGAUAUCCGUAAGCGCCUGCCUGCAGGGGGCGCUGUGGUCGGGGUGGUGAUGCUGCCCGGCAGUAAGUUGAAUGGCCCGGUGUGUGCCGGGUCUGCGGUGUCCGCUCUGCUCUCCCUGCUCCGCGACGUCUUCCCGCUGACGGCUGAAGUCCGGGCCGCGGCGCUCACACCGGGACACGAGGAGAGCCGGCGACAGCUCCAGAUGGCGGCGUGCGAGGCGCUCACUGCGGCAGAAGUUACGAAGGAAUUACUAGCAGUCUGCAAUGAAGGCUCAGAUGGGUUGACGUUUCCAUUCCUCCCCCCAGAUGAACUAAGGAGAAAGAAGCCAAACGUGAAGUCCAGAUGCUUCUCAUGGAGGAGGUGGAGGCAGGAGGACGCUGCCCAGAAAGAGCACCUGGAGGAAGGAACAGCCUUGACUGUCUUGAGCCAUCCCAAUGGAGAUUGUGCAGAGUCUACGGCUGACCCCUGAGAUCUCUGCCGGGAAUAACCAGGAACUUUGAAUGAAGAACUGUCCCCUUUCAGGAAUCUACGUUCCUAGCUUGUCUUGAUGGCCCAUAGGGCAUGGACUAUGACAAUACUGCAGUAAUAGACACUGAAUUGUAUGUGGACAAUGACCCCUAUUUUCCGUUACAGACCACCAACUGCAAUUUUUGUAUAAAUAUAUAAUAAAUUAAGAAAGCAAUGCAUAUGAAACCCCUGCUUCA
This is a messenger RNA of Bufo gargarizans (Asiatic toad), 1175 nucleotides long. It is a transcript of the gene C4H2orf72, whose product is annotated as chromosome 4 C2orf72 homolog. NCBI's taxonomy places the organism in Eukaryota, Metazoa, Chordata, Amphibia, Anura, Bufonidae. The transcript has 3 exons. The coding region runs from base 113 to 940 and encodes 275 amino acids. The record is from RefSeq and is a predicted model, not a curated record.